AUGGACACAAGUGAGGAUUUGCCCAAUUCAAACGGAAACGAAUAUCCCGGGGCUUCUGGAUCGAAAACUAACCAAAAAGCGGGCUCUAAUGAUUUCGUACGCAAGCUAUUCAAAAUACUCGAAGAUGGGCAAUAUACCGAGAUAGCGAAAUGGAGUGAUGAUGGUGAUAGCUUCGUGGUUUUGGAUACAAACGCUUUCACCACACAGAUUCUUCCUCAGCAUUUCAAACACUCGAAUUUCUCCAGUUUUGUGCGACAGUUGAACAAAUACGAUUUCCACAAAAUAAAACGUACCACAGAGGAAAAGCAAAACUCGCAAUAUGGAGAGCAUAGUUGGGAGUUCAAACACCCGCAUUUCAAGAUCCACGAUGAAGAGCAGCUGGAUAAUAUCAAGCGAAAAUCGGCUUUGCAGAAAAAAAUCAUGUUGGAUGAAAAUACGGUGUUGGUGAAAAAUCAAAACGGUUUUGACAAUGGCCAAUUAGAUUCUACCACCGAAAUGCUACUUAACAAUACUGUCACAAAGUCAAAGUUCCAUCAGAUGAAACGCAGGGUCGAAUUUCUAGAAAAGGAAGUGACGUACUUGAAAAACGAAAAUUACGAGCUCAAACUAGGGUAUCAGAAAUCACAAUCCCGUUAUAACACACUUUUGGAAAACCUUAUAGCCACAAAAGAAUUCAGUAACGUCCUGGUGACGAAUUUCAACGUUUUGAUCAACAGUUUAACUUCUCAAGGCCUAGAGUUUCCGGCAACGCUCACUUUCAACGCGACGAUGCCAACGACGAAUUCCAUCAAACCGGUUGGAUCGCCACAAAUGAGUUCUGCCGUCCCCACGCUGCCGGCGAAAAGGUCAUCUCAAAUAGAAUCUGGCCCCCCUUCCACCACGCCACAGAUGAUUCUAGACCAUCCAAUACUGCGCCCUGGGUUUCAUGUACUUUUGGUUGAAGACGAUUCCAUAUGCAUUCAGCUCUGUUCCAAAUUUUUGAUGAAGUAUGGAUGCACAGUGGAAGUUGUGACGGAUGGGUUGUCGGCAAUUUCAACACUCGAAAAAUUCCGCUAUGACCUAGUACUCAUGGAUAUUGUGAUGCCAAACCUUGAUGGCGCCACCGCAACAUCUAUAGUCAGGAGUUUCGAUAAUCAUACGCCAAUCAUCGCAAUGACAGGUAACAUUGAGGACCAAGAUUUGGUUACUUAUUUGCAGCACGGCAUGAAUGAUAUAUUGGCGAAGCCUUUCACCAAAGACGAUUUGCAUUCAAUGCUGAUACGGUAUCUGAGAAAUCGGGUACCGCUGUGUGAGCAAAGGGAGGAGUCACAAUCGAAGGAAGCGCCGACACCGCCGUUGCCACAUGACACAGACGUCUCUAGUCUGAUUCGUGAAGAACCUCUCACAAAAAAACAGCACGUUUAA
Messenger RNA from Lachancea lanzarotensis, 1404 nucleotides. RefSeq names its product LALA0S18e00210g1_1. NCBI's taxonomy places the organism in Eukaryota, Fungi, Ascomycota, Saccharomycetes, Saccharomycetales, Saccharomycetaceae. The transcript has a single exon. Gene Ontology annotation, molecular function: phosphorelay response regulator activity; DNA-binding transcription factor activity; sequence-specific DNA binding. Bases 1 to 1404 code for a protein of 467 amino acids. The record is from RefSeq and is a predicted model, not a curated record. Gene Ontology annotation, biological process: regulation of DNA-templated transcription; phosphorelay signal transduction system.